GUGGGGAGGGCGCGCCGGUGUUCUGGGGAGGGGAGAGGGCACAGCUGGGUCUGGAGGGUGACCUGGCGUGGGUGAUCGCUCGGGUGAUCGUGGCCGGUUUAGGAGUUGUUCAGCAGCGGGCCGUGCUGCUCUGGAAGAGCCGCAUGACUGCGUGCCCUGGCCUGGCGUGUCCCCCUACGGGCAGCCUCGUUAAUGUGAAUAAACAUCUAAAGAAAGGGUUCCAAGAGGACGGAGCCAGGCUCUGCUCGGUGAUGCCAAGUAAUAGGACAAAAGGCAUUGGGCAGAAAUUGAUGCACAGGAAGUUCCUCUUGGAUAUGAGGAGGAACUUCUUUACUGGCAUAGAUAAAUUUGGUGUAUAAAAAUAUUUCUGGUGUCCAUGCAGCAUUUCACUGACUUAGGUUGAAAAGGCUCCUACUCAUCAUAUGAUACAGAAAACCUGGUACAGAUCUUGGACAGUACUUGGAGGUUGUUUGACCACAUUUUGAAUUGCAAUAAGUGUUUGAACACAGCGCAUGUCUAAGUAUGCAGUCUGCUAAUAUGCUUCUGAAAAAAAUAGUAAGAAGUUCUGUCCUUCCAGUUGCUGCACAACAUGGGAUGAAAAGGGAUUUGUUUCCACUCAGUAGAACUCUGAGUUUAUCACUUUGUCUGAAGCAGGACAACUCAUGCAAACCCUCAGAAAAACUAGAUUUAGAUGCAUGGAAGAAGGUAAUGAAGUCUGGGUUGCAAGAAGAGGUCAGUGAGACGGUCUCUGAGCCUCAGGAGCUUUCCAGUUUGGCUGCUGCACGUGAGACUUUGGAGAUGUGGAGACUAGCUGGCAAAUUAGUUCCAGAAAAUGUCAGUGAAGAACAGCUAAAAACGUUUAUGGAGUGUCCUUCCAAGUCAGCCAAAAAGAAGUAUUUAAAGUUUUUGUAUCUCAAAGAACUUUACAAGAAAAAUGACAAAAGAAAGAUGGAAGAGAAAAGGGAAAGGAAGCUGGAACCACAAGAGCAAACUUCAAAAAUGGAUGAAACCAAAAAGAGUCCGUUUUUAUCUUUGUGGGCCAGCACUAUGGAUAAAGCCUACAACUGGAGGGCUGCUCAGUCCAUGAUCUUUGGCCAGCCUCUGAUAUUUGACAUGUCUUACGAAAAAGAAAUGUCUGUCCGAGAAGUUGCAAACACAGUGAAACAGCUGGUCCAGAGUGAAGGCUGCAAUCGGAGGGCUGUGGAUCCAUUCCACAUCCACUUCUGUAACUUCAAGGAUGAUAGCCUCUAUCAUAGGGAAUUUCUUAAGCAUUAUAAAGAGGCAUGGGGCAAGCUGCUUAUCACUGUGACAGAGCAGUGCUACACAGAAGUCUUUCCAAAGGAUAAGCUCAUCUAUCUGACAGCUGACUCUCCCAAAGUGAUGAAAACAUUUGAUCACGAUAAAAUCUAUAUUGUCGGGUCGAUGGUUGACAAGAGCAUAAAAACAGGAGUCUCUUUAGCACGGGCGAAGCGACUGGGAUUGGAAACUGCAGCCCUUCCGCUGGAUAAAUACUUGCUUUGGAAUACUGGUGGCAAAAAUCUUACACUGGAUCAAAUGAUGAAUAUUUUAUUAACCUUGAAAGAUACUGCCGACUGGAAGAAGGCUCUGGAGUUUGUUCCAAAAAGGAAAUAUCGUGGCUUUGUAACCAAGCCUGUAAGUGAACUGAAAAAAACCUUAGACCUGGUGAACACGCUUAAACUUGGAAAGAGACAGGAAGAAGUACAAAAGCAAUUUGCCAAGAACUACCCUAAGAAGUAUAAACUAAAGCAAAAGUAGAGUGAUGGAAAAGAGAAUGACUUUUUUUUUUUUUUUACAGGCAAACUGUGCCCUUUAAUGCUCCAGUUUCUUGGGACAUUUAAAACUCUGUUCAGCUCUUUAUCUCAAAACAUGUCUUUGUUGCUUAAGUUUGAAAUGACUGCUGUUAGGGUUGCCUUUUUUUUUUUAAUUACCUUAGUAGUCCAGCUGUUUAAAUUUAUGCACACAUUAUUGAAAUUAUGUAAGAGAAAUGAGAUAAUAUGUUCUAAAAAAAUUACUCUGCACAAAGAAUAUCAGUCCGUUCUGUUGAACCAUGCUGGGACAAGGGUGAUUGUAACUGAAUGCAAAGGUCAUUCUUCAGAGAACACCUCCCUGCUUUCGAUUUGCAGUGGUUGGAGGCUGUCUAUAGUUUUAUGCUAAAAGAUUACUAAGAUGAAGUAGAAGAGACCUCCCCAUUACUUCCUGGAUCUUCUUUUAGUGUGCAGAUGCAUUGACUUUUGGAUGCUGAACUAAAAACAAAUGGGAAAAACCUUGCUUGAGUUUGUGGAGCUGCCCAUUUUAUUUCUAGAUGUUCUGUCUGGCACAGAUCAAGUCCCUGUUUGAAAGGAAUAAAUCAAAUUUCUUGACCGUGCAAAAAAAAUAAAAAGCUUUUAUCCCCAA
Molecule: messenger RNA, 2415 nt
Organism: Pipra filicauda (Wire-tailed manakin)
Lineage: Eukaryota; Metazoa; Chordata; Aves; Passeriformes; Pipridae
Product: tRNA methyltransferase 10 homolog C-like
Exons: 3
Coding region: 523-1776 (417 amino acids)
Biological process (GO): mitochondrial tRNA 5'-end processing; positive regulation of mitochondrial translation
Cellular component (GO): nucleoplasm; mitochondrion; nucleus
Molecular function (GO): tRNA binding
Source: RefSeq, a predicted model, not a curated record